GCAGAGCUCGCCCGCCCGCCGGGGAGGCGAGGGAGCGCGGGGCUGGGCCCGGGGCCGCGGCGACAGGCAGCAGCCGCGGCGGGGACGCGGGGCGCGAGCGGGCGGCGCGGGACCGUCGGGGGCCGCCGGGGCCGGGCCGGGGUCGGGGCGCACGGCUACGCGGGCGCAGGUGGGCGAUCCCAUAGGGGCGGAGGGGGCACCCCGGCUCCGGAACCCGGGGCCCGGCAAGGCCAGGGGCGCCGCGGGGCCCCCGGGCGCAGGUGGUGAGUGCCCGGAGCGCAGGUGGAGGCGCGGCGGCAGCCCGCGGUGCUCAGGGUGACCCGGGAGCGGGUCUGGCUCAGGGGGCAGUGGGAGCCCGGGCUCGUCGGAGGGUGCAGCGCGGGGUCCCGCCGAGCCAUCCAGACGCAGGCCCCGCGGGGCGCACGGGAGGCCCCCGGGGACUGGCGCCCUGGCCCGGGCAUGAGGCGCGGCGGGGCCGGCAGGAGCCGGAGGAGGAGCCGCCGCCGCCGUUGACCCGGCCGCCGGCCGGGAGCUGGGAGAGAUGCGGAGCCCGGCCACCGGCGUCCCCCUCCCAACGCCGCCGCCGCCGCUGCUGCUGCUGUUGCUGCUGCUGCUGCCGCCGCCACUAUUGGGAGACCAAGUGGGGCCCUGUCGUUCCUUGGGGUCCAGGGGACGAGGCUCUUCGGGGGCCUGCGCCCCCAUGGGCUGGCUCUGUCCAUCCUCAGCGUCGAACCUCUGGCUCUACACCAGCCGCUGCAGGGAUGCGGGCACUGAGCUGACUGGCCACCUGGUACCCCACCACGAUGGCCUGAGGGUUUGGUGUCCAGAAUCCGAGGCCCAUAUUCCCCUACCACCAGCUCCUGAAGGCUGCCCCUGGAGCUGUCGCCUCCUGGGCAUUGGAGGCCACCUUUCCCCACAGGGCAAGCUCACACUGCCCGAGGAGCACCCGUGCUUAAAGGCUCCACGGCUCAGAUGCCAGUCCUGCAAGCUGGCACAGGCCCCCGGGCUCAGGGCAGGGGAAAGGUCACCAGAAGAGUCCCUGGGUGGGCGUCGGAAAAGGAAUGUAAAUACAGCCCCCCAGUUCCAGCCCCCCAGCUACCAGGCCACAGUGCCGGAGAACCAGCCAGCAGGCACCCCUGUUGCAUCCCUGAGGGCCAUCGACCCGGACGAGGGUGAGGCAGGUCGACUGGAGUACACCAUGGAUGCCCUCUUUGAUAGCCGCUCCAACCAGUUCUUCUCCCUGGACCCAGUCACUGGUGCAGUAACCACAGCCGAGGAGCUGGAUCGUGAGACCAAGAGCACCCACGUCUUCAGGGUCACGGCGCAGGACCACGGCAUGCCCCGACGAAGUGCCCUGGCUACACUCACCAUCUUGGUUACUGACACCAAUGACCAUGACCCUGUGUUCGAGCAGCAGGAGUACAAGGAGAGCCUCAGGGAGAACCUGGAGGUUGGCUAUGAGGUGCUCACUGUCAGGGCCACGGAUGGUGAUGCCCCUCCCAAUGCCAAUAUUCUGUACCGCCUGCUGGAGGGGUCUGGGGGCAGCCCCUCUGAAGUCUUUGAGAUCGACCCUCGCUCUGGGGUGAUCCGAACCCGUGGCCCUGUGGAUCGGGAAGAGGUGGAAUCCUACCAGCUGACGGUAGAGGCAAGUGACCAGGGUCGGGACCCGGGUCCUCGGAGUACCACAGCCGCUGUUUUCCUUUCUGUGGAGGAUGACAAUGAUAAUGCCCCCCAGUUUAGUGAGAAGCGCUAUGUGGUCCAGGUGAGGGAGGAUGUGACUCCAGGGGCCCCAGUACUCCGAGUCACAGCCUCGGAUCGAGACAAGGGGAGCAAUGCCGUGGUGCACUAUAGCAUCAUGAGUGGCAAUGCUCGGGGACAGUUUUAUCUGGAUGCCCAGACUGGAGCUCUGGAUGUGGUGAGCCCUCUUGACUAUGAGACGACCAAGGAGUACACCCUACGGGUGCGAGCACAGGAUGGUGGCCGUCCCCCACUCUCUAAUGUCUCUGGCUUGGUGACAGUACAGGUCCUGGAUAUCAACGACAAUGCCCCCAUCUUCGUCAGCACCCCUUUCCAGGCUACUGUCCUGGAGAGUGUCCCCUUAGGCUACCUGGUUCUCCAUGUCCAGGCUAUCGACGCUGAUGCUGGUGACAAUGCCCGCCUGGAAUACCGCCUUGCUGGGGUGGGACAUGACUUCCCCUUCACCAUCAACAAUGGCACAGGCUGGAUCUCUGUGGCUGCUGAACUGGACCGGGAGGAAGUUGAUUUCUACAGCUUUGGGGUAGAAGCUCGAGACCAUGGCACUCCAGCACUCACUGCCUCGGCCAGUGUCAGCGUGACUGUCCUGGAUGUCAACGACAACAAUCCAACCUUUACCCAACCAGAGUACACAGUGCGGCUCAAUGAGGAUGCAGCUGUGGGCACCAGCGUGGUGACGGUGUCAGCUGUGGACCGUGAUGCUCAUAGUGUCAUCACCUACCAGAUCACCAGUGGCAAUACUCGAAACCGCUUCUCCAUCACCAGCCAAAGUGGUGGUGGGCUGGUAUCCCUUGCCCUGCCACUGGACUACAAACUUGAGCGGCAGUAUGUGUUGGCUGUUACCGCCUCCGAUGGCACUCGGCAGGACACGGCACAGAUUGUGGUGAAUGUCACCGACGCCAACACCCAUCGUCCUGUCUUUCAGAGCUCCCACUAUACAGUGAAUGUUAAUGAGGACCGGCCGGCAGGCACCACGGUGGUGCUGAUCAGCGCCACGGAUGAGGACACAGGUGAGAAUGCCCGCAUCACCUACUUCAUGGAGGACAGCAUCCCCCAGUUCCGCAUCGAUGCAGACACGGGGGCUGUCACCACCCAGGCUGAGCUGGACUAUGAAGACCAAGUGUCUUACACCCUGGCCAUUACUGCUCGGGACAAUGGCAUUCCCCAGAAGUCCGACACCACCUACCUGGAGAUCCUGGUGAACGACGUGAAUGACAAUGCCCCUCAGUUCCUGCGAGACUCCUACCAGGGCAGUGUCUAUGAGGAUGUGCCACCCUUCACUAGCGUCCUGCAGAUCUCAGCCACUGAUCGUGAUUCUGGACUUAAUGGCAGGGUCUUCUACACCUUCCAAGGAGGCGACGAUGGAGACGGUGACUUUAUUGUUGAGUCCACGUCAGGCAUCGUGCGAACGCUACGGAGGCUGGAUCGAGAGAACGUGGCCCAGUAUGUCUUGCGGGCAUAUGCAGUGGACAAGGGGAUGCCCCCAGCCCGCACACCUAUGGAAGUGACAGUCACUGUGUUGGAUGUGAAUGACAAUCCCCCUGUCUUUGAGCAGGAUGAGUUUGAUGUGUUUGUGGAAGAGAACAGCCCCAUUGGGCUAGCCGUGGCCCGGGUCACAGCCACUGACCCCGAUGAAGGCACCAAUGCCCAGAUUAUGUACCAGAUUGUGGAGGGCAACAUCCCUGAGGUCUUUCAGCUGGACAUCUUCUCCGGGGAGCUGACAGCCCUGGUAGACUUAGACUACGAGGACCGGCCUGAGUACGUCCUGGUCAUCCAGGCCACGUCAGCUCCUCUGGUGAGCCGGGCUACAGUCCACGUCCGCCUCCUUGACCGCAAUGACAACCCACCAGUGCUGGGCAACUUUGAGAUCCUUUUCAACAACUAUGUCACCAAUCGCUCAAGCAGCUUCCCUGGGGGUGCCAUUGGCCGAGUACCUGCCCAUGACCCUGAUAUCUCAGAUAGUCUGACUUACAGCUUUGAGCGGGGAAAUGAACUCAGCCUGGUCCUGCUCAAUGCCUCCACGGGUGAGCUGAAGCUAAGCCGCGCACUGGACAACAACCGGCCUCUGGAGGCCAUCAUGAGCGUGCUGGUGUCAGACGGCGUACACAGCGUGACCGCCCAGUGCGCGCUGCGUGUGACCAUCAUCACCGAUGAGAUGCUCACCCACAGCAUCACGCUGCGCCUGGAGGACAUGUCACCCGAGCGCUUCCUGUCACCACUGCUAGGCCUCUUCAUCCAGGCGGUGGCCGCCACGCUGGCCACGCCACCGGACCACGUGGUGGUCUUCAACGUACAGCGGGACACCGACGCCCCCGGGGGCCACAUCCUCAACGUGAGCCUGUCGGUGGGCCAGCCGCCAGGGCCCGGGGGCGGGCCGCCCUUCCUGCCCUCUGAGGACCUGCAGGAGCGCCUAUACCUCAACCGCAGCCUGCUGACGGCCAUCUCGGCACAGCGCGUGCUGCCCUUCGACGACAACAUCUGCCUGCGGGAGCCCUGCGAGAACUACAUGCGCUGCGUGUCGGUGCUGCGCUUCGACUCCUCCGCGCCCUUCAUCGCCUCCUCCUCCGUGCUCUUCCGGCCCAUCCACCCCGUCGGAGGGCUGCGCUGCCGCUGCCCGCCCGGCUUCACGGGUGACUACUGCGAGACCGAGGUGGACCUCUGCUACUCGCGGCCCUGUGGCCCCCACGGGCGCUGCCGCAGCCGCGAGGGCGGCUACACCUGCCUCUGUCGUGAUGGCUACACGGGUGAGCACUGUGAGGUGAGUGCUCGCUCAGGCCGUUGCACCCCGGGUGUCUGCAAGAAUGGGGGCACCUGUGUCAACCUGCUGGUGGGCGGUUUCAAGUGCGAUUGCCCAUCUGGAGACUUCGAGAAGCCCUACUGCCAGGUGACCACGCGCAGCUUCCCCGCCCACUCCUUCAUCACCUUUCGCGGCCUGCGCCAGCGUUUCCACUUCACCCUGGCCCUCUCGUUUGCCACAAAGGAGCGCGACGGGUUGCUGUUGUACAAUGGGCGUUUCAAUGAGAAGCAUGACUUUGUGGCCCUCGAGGUGAUCCAGGAGCAGGUCCAGCUCACCUUCUCUGCAGGGGAGUCAACCACCACGGUGUCCCCAUUCGUGCCCGGAGGAGUCAGUGAUGGCCAGUGGCAUACGGUGCAGCUGAAAUACUACAAUAAGCCACUGUUGGGUCAGACAGGGCUCCCACAGGGCCCAUCAGAGCAGAAGGUGGCUGUGGUGACCGUGGAUGGCUGUGACACAGGAGUGGCCUUGCGCUUCGGAUCUGUCCUGGGCAACUACUCCUGUGCUGCCCAGGGCACCCAGGGUGGCAGCAAGAAGUCUCUGGAUCUGACGGGGCCCCUGCUACUAGGCGGGGUGCCUGACCUGCCCGAGAGCUUCCCAGUCCGAAUGCGGCAGUUCGUGGGCUGCAUGCGGAACCUGCAGGUGGACAGCCGGCACAUAGACAUGGCUGACUUCAUUGCCAACAAUGGCACCGUGCCUGGCUGCCCUGCCAAGAAGAACGUGUGUGACAGCAACACUUGCCACAAUGGGGGCACUUGCGUGAACCAGUGGGACGCGUUCAGCUGCGAGUGCCCCCUGGGCUUUGGGGGCAAGAGCUGCGCCCAGGAAAUGGCCAAUCCACAGCACUUCCUGGGCAGCAGCCUGGUGGCCUGGCAUGGCCUCUCGCUGCCCAUCUCCCAACCCUGGUACCUCAGCCUCAUGUUCCGCACGCGCCAGGCCGACGGUGUCCUGCUGCAGGCCAUCACCAGGGGGCGCAGCACCAUCACCCUACAGCUACGAGAGGGCCACGUGAUGCUGAGCGUGGAGGGCACAGGGCUUCAGGCCUCCUCUCUCCGUCUGGAGCCAGGCCGGGCCAAUGACGGUGACUGGCACCAUGCACAGCUGGCACUGGGAGCCAGCGGGGGGCCCGGCCAUGCCAUUCUGUCCUUCGAUUAUGGGCAGCAGAGAGCAGAGGGCAACCUGGGCCCCCGGCUGCAUGGUCUGCACCUGAGCAACAUAACAGUGGGCGGAAUACCUGGGCCAGCCGGCGGUGUGGCCCGUGGCUUUCGGGGCUGUUUGCAGGGUGUGCGGGUGAGCGAUACGCCGGAGGGGGUUAACAGCCUGGAUCCCAGCCAUGGGGAGAGCAUCAACGUGGAGCAAGGCUGUAGCCUGCCUGACCCUUGUGACUCAAACCCGUGUCCUGCUAACAGCUAUUGCAGCAACGACUGGGACAGCUAUUCCUGCAGCUGUGAUCCAGGUUACUAUGGUGACAACUGUACUAAUGUGUGUGACCUGAACCCGUGUGAGCACCAGUCUGUGUGUACCCGCAAGCCCAGUGCCCCCCAUGGCUAUACCUGCGAGUGUCCCCCAAAUUACCUUGGGCCAUACUGUGAGACCAGGAUUGACCAGCCUUGUCCCCGUGGCUGGUGGGGACAUCCCACAUGUGGCCCAUGCAACUGUGAUGUCAGCAAAGGCUUUGACCCAGACUGCAACAAGACAAGCGGCGAGUGCCACUGCAAGGAGAACCACUACCGGCCCCCAGGCAGCCCCACCUGCCUCUUGUGUGACUGCUACCCCACAGGCUCCUUGUCCAGAGUCUGUGACCCUGAGGAUGGCCAGUGUCCAUGCAAGCCAGGUGUCAUCGGGCGUCAGUGUGACCGCUGUGACAACCCUUUUGCUGAGGUCACCACCAAUGGCUGUGAAGUGAAUUAUGACAGCUGCCCACGAGCGAUUGAGGCUGGGAUCUGGUGGCCCCGUACCCGCUUCGGGCUGCCUGCUGCUGCUCCCUGUCCCAAAGGCUCCUUUGGGACUGCUGUGCGCCACUGUGAUGAGCACAGGGGGUGGCUCCCCCCAAACCUCUUCAACUGCACGUCCAUCACCUUCUCAGAACUGAAGGGCUUCGCUGAGCGGCUACAGCGGAAUGAGUCAGGCCUAGACUCAGGGCGCUCCCAGCAGCUAGCCCUGCUCCUGCGCAACGCCACGCAGCACACAGCUGGCUACUUCGGCAGCGACGUCAAGGUGGCCUACCAGCUGGCCACGCGGCUGCUGGCCCACGAGAGCACCCAGCGGGGCUUUGGGCUGUCUGCCACACAGGACGUGCACUUCACUGAGAAUCUGCUGCGGGUGGGCAGCGCCCUCCUGGACACAGCCAACAAGCGGCACUGGGAGCUGAUCCAGCAGACAGAGGGUGGCACCGCCUGGCUGCUCCAGCACUAUGAGGCCUACGCCAGUGCCCUGGCCCAGAACAUGCGGCACACCUACCUAAGCCCCUUCACCAUCGUCACGCCCAACAUUGUCAUCUCCGUAGUGCGCUUGGACAAAGGGAACUUUGCUGGGGCCAAGCUGCCCCGCUACGAGGCCCUGCGUGGGGAGCAGCCCCCGGACCUUGAGACAACAGUCAUUCUGCCUGAGUCUGUCUUCAGAGAGACGCCCCCCGUGGUCAGGCCCGCAGGCCCCGGAGAGGCCCAGGAGCCAGAGGAGCUGGCACGGCGACAGCGACGGCACCCGGAGCUGAGCCAGGGUGAGGCUGUGGCCAGCGUCAUCAUCUACCGCACCCUGGCCGGGCUACUGCCUCAUAACUAUGACCCUGACAAGCGCAGCUUGAGAGUCCCCAAACGCCCGAUCAUCAACACACCCGUGGUGAGCAUCAGCGUCCAUGAUGAUGAGGAGCUUCUGCCCCGGGCCCUGGACAAACCCGUCACGGUGCAGUUCCGCCUGCUGGAGACAGAGGAGCGGACCAAGCCCAUCUGUGUCUUCUGGAACCAUUCAAUCCUGGUCAGUGGCACAGGUGGCUGGUCGGCCAGAGGCUGUGAAGUCGUCUUCCGCAAUGAGAGCCACGUCAGCUGCCAGUGCAACCACAUGACGAGCUUCGCUGUGCUCAUGGACGUUUCUCGGCGGGAGAAUGGGGAGAUCCUGCCACUGAAGACACUGACAUACGUGGCUCUAGGUGUCACCUUGGCUGCCCUUCUGCUCACCUUCUUCUUCCUCACUCUCUUGCGUAUCCUGCGCUCCAACCAACACGGCAUCCGACGUAACCUGACAGCUGCCCUGGGCCUGGCUCAGCUGGUCUUCCUCCUGGGAAUCAACCAGGCUGACCUCCCUUUUGCCUGCACAGUCAUUGCCAUCCUGCUGCACUUCCUGUACCUCUGCACCUUUUCCUGGGCUCUGCUGGAGGCCUUGCACCUGUACCGGGCACUCACUGAGGUGCGCGAUGUCAACACCGGCCCCAUGCGCUUCUACUACAUGCUGGGCUGGGGCGUGCCUGCCUUCAUCACAGGGCUAGCCGUGGGCCUGGACCCCGAGGGCUACGGGAACCCUGACUUCUGCUGGCUCUCCAUCUAUGACACGCUCAUCUGGAGUUUUGCUGGCCCGGUGGCCUUUGCCGUCUCGAUGAGUGUCUUCCUGUACAUCCUGGCGGCCCGGGCCUCCUGUGCUGCCCAGCGGCAGGGCUUUGAGAAGAAAGGUCCUGUCUCGGGCCUGCAGCCCUCCUUCGCCGUCCUCCUGCUGCUGAGCGCCACGUGGCUGCUGGCACUGCUCUCUGUCAACAGCGACACCCUCCUCUUCCACUACCUCUUUGCUACCUGCAAUUGCAUCCAGGGCCCCUUCAUCUUCCUCUCCUAUGUGGUGCUUAGCAAGGAGGUCCGGAAAGCACUCAAGCUUGCCUGCAGCCGCAAGCCCAGCCCUGACCCUGCUCUGACCACCAAGUCCACCCUGACCUCGUCCUACAACUGCCCCAGCCCCUACGCAGAUGGGCGGCUGUACCAGCCCUACGGAGACUCGGCCGGCUCUCUGCACAGCACCAGUCGCUCGGGCAAGAGUCAGCCCAGCUACAUCCCCUUCUUGCUGAGGGAGGAGUCCGCACUGAACCCUGGCCAAGGGCCCCCUGGCCUGGGGGAUCCAGGCAGCCUGUUCCUGGAAGGUCAAGACCAGCAGCAUGAUCCUGACACGGACUCCGACAGUGACCUGUCCUUAGAAGACGACCAGAGUGGCUCCUAUGCCUCUACCCACUCAUCAGACAGUGAGGAGGAAGAAGAGGAGGAGGAAGAGGAGGCCGCCUUCCCUGGAGAGCAGGGCUGGGAUAGCCUGCUGGGGCCUGGAGCAGAGAGACUGCCCCUGCACAGUACUCCCAAGGAUGGGGGCCCAGGGCCUGGCAAGGCCCCCUGGCCAGGAGACUUUGGGACCACAGCAAAAGAGAGUAGUGGCAACGGGGCCCCUGAGGAGCGGCUGCGGGAGAAUGGAGAUGCCCUGUCUCGAGAGGGGUCCCUAGGCCCCCUUCCAGGCUCUUCUGCCCAGCCUCACAAAGGCAUCCUUAAGAAGAAGUGUCUGCCCACCAUCAGCGAGAAGAGCAGCCUCCUGCGGCUCCCCCUGGAGCAAUGCACAGGGUCUUCCCGGGGCUCCUCCGCUAGUGAGGGCAGCCGGGGAGGCCCCCCUCCCCGCCCACCGCCCCGGCAGAGCCUCCAGGAGCAGCUGAACGGGGUCAUGCCCAUCGCCAUGAGCAUCAAGGCAGGCACGGUGGAUGAGGACUCGUCAGGCUCCGAAUUUCUCUUCUUUAACUUCCUGCAUUAACCCUGGGCCGUGGUUCCUACGCCCGAGGCUCCCUUCCCUUCCCCAGCCGCACUCAUGCCCUGCUCCUGUCUUGUGCUUUAUCCUGCCCCGCUCCCCAUCGCCUGCCCGCAGCAGCGACGAAACGUCCAUCUGAGGAGCCUGGGCCUUGCCGGGAGGGGUACUCACCCCACCUAAGGCCAUCUAGUGCCAACUCCCCCCCCACCAUUCCCCUCACUGCACUUUGGACCCCUGGGGCCAACAUCUCCAAGACAAAGUUUUUCAGAAAAGAGGAAAAAAAGAAUUUAAAAAAGGAUCUCCACUCUUCAUGACUUCAGGGAUUCAUUUUUUUUAUACGCUGGAAAUUGACUCCCCUUUCCCUUCCCAAAGAGGAUAGGACCUCCCAGGAUGCUUCCCAGCCUCUCCUCAGUUUCCCAUCUGCUGUGCCUCUGGGAGGAGAGGGACUCCUGGGGGGCCUGCCCCUCAUACGCCAUCACCAAAAGGAAAGGACAAAGCCACACGCAGCCAGGGCUUCACACCCUUCAGGCUGCACCCGGGCAGGCCUCAGAACGGUGAGGGGCCAGGGCAAAGGGUGUGCCUCGUCCUGCCCGCACUGCCUCUCCCAGGAACUGGAAAAGCCCUGUCCGGUGAGGGGGCAGAAGGACUCAGCGCCCCUGGACCCCCAAAUGCUGCAUGAACACAUUUUCAGGGGAGCCUGUGCCCCCAGGCGGGGGUCGGGCAGCCCCAGCCCCUCUCCUUUUCCUGGACUCUGGCCGUGCGCGGCAGCCCAGGUGUUUGCUCAGUUGCUGACCCAAAAGUGCUUCAUUUUUCGUGCCCGCCCCGCGCCCCGGGCAGGCCAGUCAUGUGUUAAGUUGCGCUUCUUUGCUGUGAUGUGGGUGGGGGAGGAAGAGUAAACACAGUGCUGGCUCGGCUGCCCUGAGGGUGCUCAAUCAAGCACAGGUUUCAAGUCUGGGUUCUGGUGUCCACUCACCCACCCCACCCCCCAAAAUCAGACAAAUGCUACUUUGUCUAACCUGCUGUGGCCUCUGAGACAUGUUCUAUUUUUAACCCCUUCUUGGAAUUGGCUCUCUUCUUCAAAGGACCAGGUCCUGUUCCUCUUUCUCCCCGACUCCACCCCAGCUCCCUGUGAAGAGAGAGUUAAUAUAUUUGUUUUAUUUAUUUGCUUUUUGUGUUGGGAUGGGUUCGUGUCCAGUCCCGGGGGUCUGAUAUGGCCAUCACAGGCUGGGUGUUCCCAGCAGCCCUGGCUUGGGGGCUUGACGCCCUUCCCCUUGCCCCAGGCCAUCAUCUCCCCACCUCUCCUCCCCUCUCCUCAGUUUUGCCGACUGCUUUUCAUCUGAGUCACCAUUUACUCCAAGCAUGUAUUCCAGACUUGUCACUGACUUUCCUUCUGGAGCAGGUGGCUAGAAAAAGAGGCUGUGGGCAGGAAAGAAAGGCUCCUGUUUCUCAUUUGUGAGGCCAGCCUCUGGCUUUUCUGCCGUGGAUUCUCCCCCGUCUUCUCCCCUCAGCAAUUCCUGCAAAGGGUUAAAAAUUUAACUGGUUUUUACUACUGAUGACUUGAUUUAAAAAAAAUACAAAGAUGCUGGAUGCUAACUUGGUACUAACCAUCAGAUUGUACAGUUUGGUUGUUGCUGUAAAUAGGGUAGCGUUUUGUUGUUGUUGUUUUUUCAUGCCCCAUACUACUGAAUAAACUAGUUCUGUGCGGGUA
Messenger RNA from Homo sapiens (human), 11015 nucleotides. RefSeq names its product cadherin EGF LAG seven-pass G-type receptor 2 (gene CELSR2). Lineage: Eukaryota; Metazoa; Chordata; Mammalia; Primates; Hominidae. The record is from RefSeq and is marked reviewed. Gene Ontology annotation, molecular function: calcium ion binding; G protein-coupled receptor activity; transmembrane signaling receptor activity. Gene Ontology annotation, cellular component: cytoplasm; plasma membrane; membrane. The transcript is spliced from 34 exons. The coding region runs from base 542 to 9313 and encodes 2923 amino acids. Gene Ontology annotation, biological process: G protein-coupled receptor signaling pathway; cell adhesion; anterior/posterior pattern specification.